Prunus armeniaca (apricot) is the source of this 453-nucleotide messenger RNA. Lineage: Eukaryota; Viridiplantae; Streptophyta; Magnoliopsida; Rosales; Rosaceae. The record is from the annotation of a GenBank genome assembly.
AUGGCAGAUAAACCUUAUGCAUCAUUAGUUGGGAGUCUCAUGUAUGCACAAGUAUGCACCAGACCUGAUAUUGCUUUUUCAGUAAGUGUAUUGGGAAGAUUUCAGUCAAAUCCUAAACAAGCACAUUGGAUUGCUGGUAAAAAGGUCAUGAGAUAUUUGCAGAGAACAAAGGACUAUAAGUUGGUUUACAAAAGGAGUGACAGACUGGAAGUAGAAGGUUAUGCUGAUGCAGAUUUUGCAGGUUGCAAAGAUGACUUGAAAUCUACAUCAGGAUAUGUUUUCCUAUUUGCUGGAGCAACAAUAUCAUGGAGAAGUAACAAGCAGCCACUCACAGUUGCAUCGACUAUGUUGGCAGAAUUUCUGGCUUGUUAUGAAGCAACCACUCAAGCUAUGUGGUUAAAGAACUUUAUCACUAGUUUGGGUGUGGUUGAAUCAAUUCAACGACCUAUAUAG